Messenger RNA from Cervus elaphus (red deer), 5484 nucleotides. RefSeq names its product zinc finger CCCH-type containing, antiviral 1 like (gene ZC3HAV1L). NCBI's taxonomy places the organism in Eukaryota, Metazoa, Chordata, Mammalia, Artiodactyla, Cervidae. The coding region runs from base 471 to 1370 and encodes 299 amino acids. Gene Ontology annotation, molecular function: metal ion binding. The transcript is spliced from 4 exons. The record is from RefSeq and is a predicted model, not a curated record.
AAAAUUUUACAGUUUCUGCAUUCUAAAGCUUCCAAAUCCAGUGUGUGUAUAUUUCACACAUCCCACCUCAAACUGGUCACAUUUCAAGCACCCAAAAGCCACCUGUGGCUAAUGGCUAAGUCCUGAGAUCACCUCCCUAAGGCCUCCAGCUAUUCACCUUCUACCACAUUACCUGUUCCAUCUUCUUUGCAGCCUUUACUAGUAUCUCCCAAUUCCCUCCGAGUAUACAAGGCCCUCGAGGUGAGGACUUAAGCUUGAAGGGUGCCUGACGCAGAGCAGGCACGGGAUCAGGAUUGUCCUCGCCUGAUCUGCGCCCCUGAUGGACCCGGGCCCCGGGGCUGUCCUCUUGCACGGCCGUCCCUCACCCGCCCUUUCUCAGGCCCUUCCAGGCAACCGGGUUUGAAGUCGUGAACGUGACUGGGAGGAGUCUGCCCGCCUCGGAUUUCCGCACAGGGAGCCGGGCCGCGACCAUGGCGGAGCCCACCGUGUGUUCCUUCCUCACCAAAGUGCUGUGCGCCCACGGCGGCCGCAUGUUCCUGCAGGACCUGCGCGGCCACGUGGAGCUCUCCGAGGCCCGGCUGCAGGACGUGCUGCGCCAGGCCGGGCCCGACCGCUUCCUGCUGCAGGAGGUGGAGGUGCGGGAGGGCCCGUGGGACGCCGAGGCCGAGGUGGCGGCCGGCGCCGGCGGCGGCGGCGGCGGCCCGGCGGCCUGGCGGGUGGUGGCCGUGUCCUCCGCGCGCCUCUGCGCCCGCUACCAGCGCGGCGAGUGCCAGGCCUGCGACCAGCUGCACCUCUGCCGCCGCCACAUGCAGGGCAAGUGCCCGAAUCGCGACUGCUGGUCUACCUGCACCCUUUCUCAUGAUAUCCACACGCCUGUCAACAUCCAGGUUCUGAAAAAACAGGGACUGUUUGGUCUCAACGAGGCCCAGCUUCGGGUCCUGCUUUUACAGAAUGACCCCUGCCUUCUACCAGAGGUCUGUUUGCUCUACAACAAAGGUGAAGCCCUCUAUGGUUACUGCAACCUCAAGGAUAAAUGCACCAAGUUGCACGUGUGCAAGUCCUUCGUCAGGGGAGAGUGCAGGCUGCAGAAAUGCAAGCGGUCCCAUCAACUCAUUCAUGCUGCGUCCCUGGAGCUGCUGCAGGACCAAGAACUGGAGAUCUCAAGUGUCGUGAAUUUUCAGAUCAUUUCCACCUACAAGCACAUGAAGCUGCACAAGAUGCUAGAAAACAAAGAUGGUUCAGCUUCUCCUGCUGAGCAUUCCCAGGGCCUUGAGAAACGAGGAGGGCACGUAGCUGGGGCUGCAGAGGCCCGACCUCUGGUCUCUGGCCCUGCUGCGUCGGCCAAGAAGCCGUGUGCUGGCAGACCUUAAAGGACGUCAGCAGGAUAAGAAGAGUGUCCAGUCGGAAGGUCUGAAAACAAGGCUUCUGUUGAGAUUUGGUUUGUAACUGUUCGUUCACUUAAUCAUUGAUUAAUGAUAGCCAUAAUAAUACCUACCUCACAGGUUGUGAUGAGAAUGAAAGAAGAUGGGAAAGGAGAAAAUGUCAGAUUGGGAGGAUGAAAUUGGGGCUGAGUGGUUAGGGGUGAGGUUGGACAUUAAACAGGCUAAGAGAGGGUAAAACCUGGAGGGAGAUGAGGUCAGUCCUGGGCAAAUCCUGCAGUUCUGGAGAGCUUACCCAGGCUAGCUGGCCAGAGCCCUUAAAGAGACAGACUCCUGCUGACCUGUUCUGGAACCCAACCAAGUGCCUAUCUAUACGUCCGUAUACAGAGUUCAUCUUGUGGUGUUGAGAGAGUACACACACUUUAUGCUGCUUUUUUUUUUUUCUAAUAGUCCAUAAGCAUUUCUCCAUAUGUGUUCACAUUUAUCAAGCAUCAUCAUUUUUAUGCACAGAUACACUCAUAUAUCAUCCUUUGCUUCACUAGUUCCAUUAUUCUGGGAUAUUUUGAUUCUUCCCAACAAAUUUUGAAUACAGCUCUUCUUAAAAUCCACAUAUUAAUUUUUAAGUUAUUCUUUGCUUUUGCUUCACCUAUAUAGUUGCUGAACGAUACUAUUGAUUUUCAUUUCUUUAAAAAUAUAUGCAGGAAUUCCCUGGUGGUCCAGUGGUUAGGACUCUGUGUUUCCACUGCAGGGGGCAUGAGUAAAAAAUAUAUUAUCUAUAUCUGUAUGCCAGUAAAUACUUUUCUGUGUGUCUUCUCUCUCUAUGUCUUUAUUUUGUACAGUUUGUAUGUGCCCUUGAAUUGCCGGAGCCCUCCUCUGUGCUGCUGUGAGUUGGCCUUUAAUUAGGCUCCUUAAAGUUUUUGUAAAAGGAUGAUGACUGUAUAUGAUAUGAUAUCCAGCCCUUGCGAAUCUACCCUCAGCCAACUGCACAGAGAAUUUAACUUUUGGGUGCUCACCAGAGAUUUCUACCUCACUCUGUCUACUUUCCAUUUCUUAUUAAACUUUUACCAAAGCUCAGAUUCCUAUAGUGGGAAGGAAGUGUAGCUCCUACAUUCCUCCUAGCUGUGUCCAUUCUUUCUGUGAUUAAGAUGAACCGUCAGAAAUCUAAAUACCUCGCCCAUUCUGAACUGACUUCCUGCUUCCUCCUUUCUCUCUGCCCCUGCCUACCCAGCUCUCUCUGUUGAGUUACGCCCCGUGUUUAAUUCUUUGUUUUCAUGAAGGGGUACCACAGAGAUCAGCUUUGUGAAUUUCUUUCCUGUGUUUGUUGUAGUAAUAGCCCAAAUAUUGGUGUGUAAAGUUGUUUUCUUUCUUUCUUUUUUAAAUUUAACUGUCUGGCAAUAACAUAACGUUUGAGGAAUAGGCCAAAGUGGUGCGCUUUUCAUCCAGCUAAAUUUAUUUAAUUUAGAAAAUUUUUAAUCAUGAAAAUUUUUCUUUUCCGUUGAGGGAGAUGAGUGAAUAUGUCCUUUUUAAAGUGAGAAAGUGCUGUGUUUUCUUCUGAUGGACAAUAAGAGCCAUGCAACUUAUGCUAAUCCCUUCACUUUGAUUGCCAACAACAGUAUUUCUGAAAAUUCUUAGGUUUUGCAUAUCUUGUUUCUUUUUUCUUUGUUAUGAUUUCUGCUGGUGGUAACUUUUUAAGAAAAAUUUUCACAUUUUAUUAUCACUUACAUUUUAUUAUUUUACUAUUUCUUUUGUAAGCCAUGUUAAAUCCUUAAUGGAAACAGUGUAGCGUAUAAAAGCAUAUUCUUUACAUCUUUGGUAGAUUUUUACAUUAUUGUGUUCUUUUUGUAUACCUUUUUAAAAUUUUAUUUUUGUAUCUCUUAUAAUUAAGCCUUUAUAUAUGAAGUUAUUGACUCUCUAAUCUUUGUUGCAAUAUUUUAUUCAAUUCUAUAAUAUUCCAUUUUAAUCUUUGUUCCAUUAGUAGUCAUUCUCUAUAAACGUUUUAUGUGCUCGUACCUGUCUCUCUUAUUUCAUCUUGAUGAGUCAGCUGUUGGAGAGUUAUCAGCUUAGAAUUUUCUUUGGCAAUCCAUCAGGGCUUAUGAGAUGAAGCUGCACAUCUAUAGGCUCCCUAAACUCCAAAUACCCUAAAUUGAAUGACUGACUUUCCUUUAGACUUCUUCCUCCUUUUGUUCUUAAUUUUGAAGUGUCCCCACCAAAUGACUUAAGCGAAAACCCUGUAAAGUGUCCUAUACAUUUCCUUUCUCCUUAUUAGGAGAAAUUGUUAGAUUGGUUACCCCGUGUUGGAGAAUUUUCCACCUUAAAAAUCUCUCAAAAAAAAAAAAAAUCUCUCAAAUUUUUGUCCUUCUCUACCCCUUUCUUUGCAUCCCCAACCCACUGCCUUUUUCUAAGCCCUCAUCACUUCUUGUAUUUAUUUUAGAGAUGGAUAACUCCAUGGUUUUCAAGUCAUGUCUUGUUAGAAUUUUGUGGUAGGAGUUGGUAACCCCAUUGUAAUGUGCACUUCAAGGAUGGUAGCACCAUUGUAAUUUUUCAUAUAGUAGGCCUUUGCUGAUGUCGUUGAACUCCUUACCACCCUUCUCUCCCUUUGCUGUCUGGUUGACCUUUUGAAAAUGCAGACCUAAUGGUUUCGCUUUUUUCUGCCAUACCCUUCAUCAGUCCCCAUCACGGAGGAUAGAAGUCAUAAAACUCAAAUCCCUACAGGGACUAGACAGUUAAGGUAAAUGGACAAAGUGAGAUGGAUGUGAGAGGACUGGGAGGAGAGAGGAAGUGCUGUGGCAUAUUGUCCCAUCUGAAAGGGGCACCUGCCACCUGCUUCCACAUAGGAAUGCAGGACCCAAUUUGACAUAUCAUCCAAUUUGUUAAAAGAAGCCAAAAAUCCAGAAAUUCUUAUGAGCAGUUUGCUGAUUUUUAAAUAUUGACUUUCAGUUGAGUUUUUAAAAUGCAGGUCAAUAUCGUGUGAAUUGACCUACUUGCAGUUUUUGGAAUGUGCCAUUUUAUCUUGUGAUUCUGUUUGUAAGUGAUGCUCCCUCUAAGUAAUGCUCUUGCCUUCCUCAGCCCCAAAACCUGGCAAAAUUAGGUUCUUUAAGAUUCCAGGUUAGCCUUUCCUGACCCCAAGACAGGCAGUUCUCCUUGUGUUCUCCAGGCUCUAGUGCUUACUACAUUACAUUGCAGUGCUUGUGUUUUUAUUCCCUGGCUUUGAGCAAAGACAUUAUUUAUUCUUCUUGCAAAUUAUACGCUUGGUGGUUAAAUAUUUUUUGCCAUAUAAUGAAUUAAACUCUGCAUUUUAAUCUGUUGAAUCAGUAUCAUAUGGCUCUUCAUUGAUUCUCUUUCUCCUCACAUAUUUUUAAUAUUAAAAAAAUAUUUUUCCCAUAAGGAAUGUCUUAUAUAAAGUAAACAUCCUUUUGAUACUUCAAUUUGAAUUAUCUAGGUCUAAAAUUAACUCUUUAUGACUUAUGUUUAUGACACUAAUUCCUUCCAUCAAGGACUAAAGUCUACAUUAUUGACAUAUUUCUUGAUUUCUUUCUUUAUAAUUUGUUCAUGUUUUUGUCUAGAUCUUAAAUAUCCCUUAUUGCAUGAAUUCUGUCCUGGCUAAAUAUAUCAGUAUUGCUACUCAGUAUGGGACUCUUUAUCGUUAGAAUGCUAUUGAUUUUCAAAAUAUUUGUCUUUAGAUGAAUUGUCUUCAUCCUAACAGUAUUAGAUGGUUUGUAUUUAUCUUUUCUUAUGUAUUUCUGUUAUAUCUUUGGUGAAAUAAAAUCGUAAUAACAUAUUUUGGAUAUUUCUUUAUUAAAUAUGAAGUUAAUUGCUGGUGUUAAAUAAAUAUUCUCCACUAUGAUAAGGGAAAUAGCAUCUUUUAUCUUGUUUAUUGGAAGCUUUUGGUAGGAAUUGGUAUCUUUUGAUAUAAUCAUAAUUUUAAUCAUUUAAAUCACCUAAUAUGAUUAUAUUAAUGGUUUUCAUGAUAUUAAAACAUCUUUAAAUUCUUGAGUAAUCUCCACUUGAUAAUGGUAUAUAUUCUUUUAAUGUAUUUUUUAUCUUAUUUGGUAAUUUUCAAGUAUACACAUCUAAACAUUCAUAAAUAAAGUUCAUUUACAUAUUA